Molecule: messenger RNA, 1661 nt
Organism: Ipomoea nil (Japanese morning glory)
Lineage: Eukaryota; Viridiplantae; Streptophyta; Magnoliopsida; Solanales; Convolvulaceae
Product: tRNA dimethylallyltransferase 2
Exons: 11
Coding region: 78-1484 (468 amino acids)
Biological process (GO): tRNA modification
Cellular component (GO): mitochondrion
Molecular function (GO): tRNA dimethylallyltransferase activity
Source: RefSeq, a predicted model, not a curated record
ACUUGAUUUGGAGUUAAUUUCGGAGUUCGGACCCUACUCCACAGACCACGAGGAGUGGAGGACCAGAAACCCUAACGAUGGAAAUUCAAACCGAAUUCCCGGGCGCAGGGAAGAUGCUAAACGAGAAUCUGAGUUCAAAUUCAAAUUCGAAGCCUAAGGUAAUAGUGAUAAUGGGAGCAACAGGGGCCGGAAAAUCCAAACUCGCCAUCGACCUUGCUUCCCACUUCCCUGUUCAAGUCAUCAAUGCCGAUUCCAUGCAGGUUUACCAAGGAUUAGAUGUGCUAACCAAUAAAGUCCGUCCUGAAGAGCAGAAAGGCGUGGUACAUCAUCUUCUUGGUACCAUCAGCUCGAAUGUAGAAUUUACGGCAAAGGAUUUUCGCGAUCAUGCUAUUCCUCUCAUUGAUGAAAUAUCAUCCCGUAAUUUCCUGCCUGUCAUUGUUGGUGGAACAAAUUACUAUAUACAGUCUCUUGUUAGUCCAUUCCUUAUGGAUGUUGCUACUGAAGAUACAGAAGUAAAUUGCUUACUGGAUCCCCCUGAAAAUGAGCAACCCUGUCCUGAACUCAAAAUUGAGCAAGAAAGUUUUGAUUAUACUUAUGAUUGCCUUAAAGCUAUUGAUCCAGUUGCAGCCAAUCGACUUCAUCCAAAUGAUCAUAGAAAGGUCCAUCAAUACCUAAACUUGUAUGCACGAUUUGGUAUUCCUCCAAGUAAAGUUCUUCAAGAAAAGACUGCAGAGAACUGGGGUCAUGUUGAUAAUUCAAGAUUUGAUUUCUGUUUCAUAUGUGUGGAUGCAUCUCUAUCGGCACUGGACCCUUUUGUUGACAAAAGGGUCGAUGACAUGAUUGAAGCUGGCCUGCUUGAUGAAGUUUUUGACAUUUACCGGUCUGAUGCAGACUAUACGAAAGGCCUGCGACAAGCCAUUGGUGUUAGGGAAUUCAACGACUUUUUGACAUGCUAUUUUCAUAAACAUGAAGAAUCUUGUGAUGCAUCCCUCUCCCAAACAUGGAGUAUCGAGUCUUUUAAACAAACUAUACAGGAUAUUCUAUAUGGUUCUUGUGAUGAUGAGAGAAAAGUUCUUCUCACUGCAGCUAUUGAUCAAAUGAAAUUUAACACCAGAAGACUAGUUCGCCGCCAAAGGAGAAGGCUUCAACGCCUGCAAAUGCUCUUUGGAUGGGAGAUACAUUACAUUGAUGUUACAAGCUCCAUAUUAGGGGCUUCUGAUGAGACCUGGGCAGCAGAAGUGGUCUUGCCAGCUGCGACCACAAUAGAAUCCUUUCUCAAUCGCCAAUCCUGCCCGGAAAACGCCAGAAAUAACACCGACAACAUAAAACUAAAGCAAAGGGAUCUCUGGAGUCAGUAUAUUUGUGAGGCAUGCGGGAACAAGGUCCUUAGAGGUGCUCAUGAAUGGGAACAACACAGACAGGGCCGUAGCCAUCGAAAACGAAUUUCUAAGCUUAAGAAGUUUGAGAGAAUGUCUGUAAAUUAGCAGCACCAUCACAUUUUCUUCUCGCUAGGCCUGCAAAAAUGACUCUAGGAAACCAUUAUGCUCCUUCAACCUUAAAUACCGUCUUCUUUUUCAUCUUUCUUAUGUUCUUAUCUAUGCUUCAUAUUUCAUAGCCAGUAUGCUUUUUCAUUCUAAAUAAUUACAAAUAAGUAUAUUUUG